UUUUUUAAAAGGAGAUCAUUCUUUAAAAUCUUAAAGGGCAAACUUGAGUCUGAGAAAUUUUCCAUUGAGACAUUUGCCACUGAAAAGGGAAAUGAAUAUUAGGUGCAUCUCUGGAAAUCAAUCUUUGUCCUGCAAGUGUUUCUACAGGAUGGGAAGCAAUCCAGAGUUGCCUAUCAAAAAGAUUUCCUUAUAAGUGCUGUACCUCUUCUCCAGGUGACUGAAGAGGCUGAAUCACCAAGACACAAACAGAAAGCCUCCAAGGAGGAGGGGCAAAAAGACAAAGGAUUUAUAUUUCCUCAUGAUGGAUGCAAUCCUAAUCUCACUGGCCAUACUCUAAACUUCACCUGGAAAAGCAAAAAGACAACGGGGUUUAAAAUGAACUCUCUCAGUACAGCUAAUGUUGAAUUUUGCUUGGAUGUUUUUAAAGAACUAAGUAGCAACCAUGUAGCAGAUAAUGUCUUCUUUUCCCCUUUGAGUUUGCUCUAUGCCCUAAGUAUGCUUUUCCUGGGUGCCCGAGGCAACAGUGCAGCACAAAUGGGAAAGGUGCUACACUUUAGUUAUGGGGAAAUAUCAUCAAAUCCAGAGCUUGAGAAAUCUUCUAAGUGUGGCCUAACUGGAGGGAUACAUUCAGAGUUUCCAGUACUAUUAUCCAAGAUCAGCCAGUCGAAUAGUAAUUACACACUCAGCAUUGCCAACAAGCUCUAUGGUACAAAGAACAUUAAAUUUCAUCCGCAAUAUUUAAGUUGUUCAGAAGAACUAUACCAAUCUGAGCUACAGACUGUAGAUUUUAAGCAUGCUCCAGAGGAAGUCAGGCAAACAAUUAAUGCUUGGGUUGAAAGUAAGACAAACGGAAAAAUCAAGAACCUGUUUAGUAAAGGAACGAUUGACACUUCUUCUGUCAUGGUCUUGGUGAAUGCCAUCUACUUUAAAGGACAGUGGCAGAAUAAAUUUCAGGAAGAAGAGACAAUUAAAAUGCCCUUUAAGCUAAGAGAGGGUAAGAGUGUACCUGUGCAGAUGAUGCAACAAAGUGGAACAUUUAAAGUGGCUCUCAUAAAGGAACCUCACAUGCAAGUCCUAGAGCUUCCAUAUGCUAGUGGAAAUCUAAGCAUGUUUGUACUUCUUCCAAAAGACACAGAGCAGAUAGAAAAGAUUGAGAAGCAACUCAACUUGAAGACAUUCAAACAAUGGACCAGUUCUUUGAUGAUAGAGAAAGAAGUUGAUGUUUACCUUCCCCGAUUCAAACUUGGAAUUAAAUAUGAGUUAAAUUCUUUAUUAAAAACAUUAGGAAUAAGAGAUAUUUUUAACCCUUUAAAAGCUGACCUUUCUGGACUAUCUCCAAGUAGAGACUUGUAUUUAUCAAAAGUUAUCCAUAAAUCCUUUAUAGAUGUUAAUGAAGAGGGUACAGAGGCAUCUGCAGCAACUGGGGAUGUUGUUGUUGUAAAGAGACUUCCCAUUCGGGUCAGGUUCUUGGCUGAUCACCCCUUUCUUUUCUUUUUAAAGCACAUUAAAACCAAUACAAUUAUUUUCUGUGGAAGAUUCUCCUCUCCAUAAACAAGGAGGUGAUGGUAGUAUCAGUCAGGGUUAGAUGUAUCUGCAAAGGUAUAAGGAUAAUUUUCAUGCUUCUAUCACAUGGGAAGAGAAUCACAAGAUUACAAAACAUUUGUAUAUCACCUUUUUUUUCCCCAUUCUUCCCUUCUCGUAGUUCUUACUUGACUAUCUUCAGUAGUGACAUUGUCAAAGAAAUAAGGUCAAUUUAAAACAUGUAUUUUUUUUUCAGCUGGACAUCUUGAUGAGAUUUGAAUAAAUCUAAAUAACUAAAAACCACAAGCCUAGAGAGAAUCACAAAAACUUAACUCUGUUCCAGAAAAAAAAAAUUCAUUAAGUAUCUACUAUGUUAUGGUUAUUGGGACCACAAAUGUGAAAUAGCUUACGUUUUUCUUUCAAAGCAAGCUAGCAGGAAGAUUGAGGUCUGAAAAUCUCCUUUUGAAAUUGACAUUCAUGUGUAAAGAUGAUAUUGUUUUGGCUCAAAAAUGUCAUGCUGAUAAUUAAUAAAAGAAUGAACUAAAUAUUAAUUCCUGUGAUAACUUUUAAUUCCUGGAAGAAUUAAAUAUAAAAGGAAC
This is a messenger RNA of Sarcophilus harrisii (Tasmanian devil), 2120 nucleotides long. RefSeq names its product serpin B11. The coding region runs from base 376 to 1551 and encodes 391 amino acids. The record is from RefSeq and is a predicted model, not a curated record. The transcript is spliced from 8 exons. NCBI's taxonomy places the organism in Eukaryota, Metazoa, Chordata, Mammalia, Dasyuromorphia, Dasyuridae. Gene Ontology annotation, biological process: negative regulation of endopeptidase activity. Gene Ontology annotation, molecular function: serine-type endopeptidase inhibitor activity.